Molecule: messenger RNA, 4160 nt
Organism: Malania oleifera
Lineage: Eukaryota; Viridiplantae; Streptophyta; Magnoliopsida; Santalales; Ximeniaceae
Product: ATP-dependent zinc metalloprotease FTSH 11, chloroplastic/mitochondrial
Exons: 17
Coding region: 350-2773 (807 amino acids)
Biological process (GO): proteolysis
Cellular component (GO): chloroplast thylakoid; membrane
Molecular function (GO): ATP binding; ATP hydrolysis activity; metalloendopeptidase activity
Source: RefSeq, a predicted model, not a curated record
AAUUAUAUACAUUCAUUUAAAAAAAAAAUUAAAAUACACACGUACAUAUGCACAUGCAUGUAUAUACUUGGCAACAUUUUAUGCAAGUAGAAAAGUCUAUUGGCUUGGGUCAUGACUCAUGUAGACGUGUGUAUAUAGGAGCGGAGGAAGCGAAGGGGAAGCGCCAAUUUCAAUCGAGAUAAGGUCUGUCCCUUCUUCACUUCCUUCUUCCAUCCUCCGCCCUUCUUUCUUUUCGUCUCUGUUUCACUCAGACAGAGAGAGAGAGAGAGAGAGAGAGGGAGGGUCUCUGUGUCUGCGCGCGCUGCAGCUGGAAUCUCCUCUCGUAAACCCUAGAACCUGACGCAGGACCAUGACUGCUUCGCAAGCUUCUCUCAUCUACAGACCUCCCCUCCCCCACUGUUAUAUCUCCUCGAAACGCCCCUCUCUCUCUUCUUCCAAUUUCCUCCCUUCUCCCUCCCUGUCCUCACCUCUCCUUUCUCUCUAUGCAAAACCUUUCUUCCGCCACCACCGCAUAUCUCCUGUUCCUUGCGCAUUGCGUCCGGACGAAGUCAACUUGAGCGCGGAAUCGACCUUCCCUGCCGAUGACUCAGUUUUGGAUUCCGAAAGUCCUCAAAGCAUUGAACUCGAUGGGGACUCGGUCGCCGCCGAAAAUUUGGAGAGCGACAACGGGCGGGGAGGUGAAUCUAGGGGGGAGAAGCUGUUGAGCGAUGAGUUUAGUGGUGAGGAGGUGAGUAGUGAUGCAAAAUCUGUCAGGGUUAGGGCGGUGGUCUUCUUGAUGGGCGUGGUGGCGGCGGCGAGGAGAGCGUUUGAGAAUGCUUGGCUAUCGGAUUGGUUCAGUUGGUGGCCGUUUUGGCGGCAGGAGAAGAGGUUGGAGCGGCUGAUUGCGGAGGCGGAUGCGAGUCCGAAGGAUGCGGCAAAGCAGUCUGCUUUGCUGGUUGAGCUUAAUAAGCACAGUCCCGAGUCUGUCAUCAAGCGUUUUGAACAAAAUGAUCACGUGGUAGAUAGUAGAGGAGUUGCUGAAUAUCUUCGAGCCCUUGUGGUCACUAAUGCAAUUGCCGAAUAUCUUCCAGAUGAGGAUUCUGGAAGGCCUUCUAGUCUUCCUUCAUUGUUGCAAGAGUUGAAGCAGCGCGCAUCUGGGAACAUGGAUGAGCACUUUUUGAACCCUGGUAUAUCUGAGAGGCAUCCAUUGCAUGUAGUGAUGGUUGGCCCUAAAGUGUCAAAUGGCUCAUCACGUUUUGUACGAGAGCUUAUCUCAACCAUCUUGUUCACUGUUGCUGUUGGUUUAGUGUGGUUUAUGGGUGCUGCUGCACUUCAGAAGUAUAUAGGAAGCUUAGGAGGUAUAGGAACCUCAGGUGUUGGCUCAAGUUCUUCCUAUUCUACAAAGGACUUAAAUAAAGAAGUUGUGCCAGAGAAGAAUGUCAAAACAUUUAAGGAUGUCAAAGGUUGUGACGAUGCGAAGCAAGAGCUUGAGGAAGUAGUGGAGUACCUCAAAAACCCAGGGAAGUUUACUCGCCUUGGGGGGAAGUUGCCAAAGGGGAUUCUUUUGACAGGAGCACCUGGAACUGGAAAAACUCUGCUUGCCAAGGCUAUUGCUGGAGAAGCUGGUGUACCUUUUUUCUAUAGGGCAGGCUCUGAAUUUGAGGAAAUGUUUGUUGGGGUUGGUGCUCGUCGUGUAAGGUCCUUAUUCCAAGCAGCUAAAAAAAAGGCUCCUUGCAUCAUUUUCAUCGACGAAAUAGAUGCUGUUGGAUCCACCAGAAAACAAUGGGAAGGCCACACCAAAAAAACGUUGCAUCAGCUGCUUGUUGAAAUGGAUGGUUUUGAACAAAAUGAGGGCAUAAUAUUAAUGGCUGCAACAAACCUUCCUGAUAUUCUUGAUCCAGCUCUAACAAGGCCUGGUAGAUUUGAUAGGCAUAUUGUCGUUCCAAAUCCAGAUGUGCGAGGUCGUCAAGAGAUAUUGGAGCUAUAUUUGCAGGAUAAGCCAUUGGCUGAUGAUGUAGAUGCUAAAGCAAUAGCUCGUGGUACACCAGGGUUCAAUGGGGCAGAUCUAGCAAACUUGGUAAACGUUGCUGCCAUAAAGGCUGCUGUUGAAGGUGCUGACAAGUUGACUGCUGCUCAGUUGGAAUUUGCAAAAGACAGGAUUCUUAUGGGUACAGAACGGAAAACAAUGUUCAUAUCUGACGAGUCAAAGAAGCUCACUGCAUAUCAUGAAAGUGGUCAUGCGAUUGUUGCCUUAAAUACUGAUGGUGCGCAUCCAAUUCACAAAGCGACAAUUAUGCCUCGUGGAUCUGCUUUGGGAAUGGUUACACAGCUCCCUUCAAGUGAUGAGACAUCAGUUAGCAAGAAGCAGUUAUUAGCCCGUCUUGAUGUUUGCAUGGGAGGGAGAGUUGCAGAAGAACUUAUAUUUGGGAAGGACUACAUCACAACUGGAGCAAGUAGCGAUCUUAACACAGCAACUGAGCUUGCCCAAUAUAUGGUUUCAAUUUGUGGGAUGAGCGAUGCAAUUGGACCAGUUCAUGUUAAAGAGCGACCAGGCUCAGAUAUGCAAUCACGUAUUGAUGCUGAAGUGGUGAAACUCCUUAGAGAAGCAUAUGAUCGUGUGAGAGCCCUGUUAAAGAAGCACGAGAAGGCAUUACAUGCAUUAGCAAAUGCACUCUUGGAGUAUGAGACACUAAGUGCGGAAGAAAUAAAACGUAUUCUUCUUCCUUAUCAAGAAGGACGGUUGCCUGAGCAACAAGAACAAGUAGAAGAAGAAGGGGAGCUUGUGUUGGCUUAAAUCUCUCUUCUUGCAUAUAAUCUAUUCAACUUUUGUGGGAGCUCUGUACAAUGUACCCCUACCAUUACAGGUAAUUAUUUCUACAUUCUUUUUUAUAUUAUUUUUUUCCACUUCUCCAUGUUUUGUAAAUUAUUGGAUCUGUGAUCAUUUAGAGUUUCAGCCCUUUCUGGGAAAAAUUUUGAAGGAUGUAUGUUAUUUUAGAUUUUUCUGAAAAUAAUAAGUUCAAUAUGAUGCCCAUUUACGCAUUUUAUUGGUGGAACUUCUUUCUAAGAAUGUCAGCACAGCUGCCAAAUCAGGGUCAGAAUGGAAUUGAAAUUUUGGCCUUGAUUCUGCUUUCAUCGAUUAGUUUCAGUGAGGCUAGAAUUGCAUUUUAUCAGAAUGCUGUGGAAGGGUGAUCCCACAUCAAAUCCAUGGGAAUUACCGAAUCUUUAUCUGCCUACUGUUUGUGAAGAUUAAAAUAACAUCCUGCAUCUCUCUCCCCAAAUUUACCCUUCAUCUCUACUCCCCAAUCUCUCUCAUUCCUCUCUUCUCAGAACACCCAUGUGACGUGGGUUUUGUUUUUUGGCAGUUGGCGAUGCCCAUGACCAAUGAAUCACCGGUGUUAAUGGGGCAACUGCAACCAACAUUGGAAUUAUUGUAGUUUAUUUUAUUUUAUUUUUGAGAUAGGAUUGGGGCUCUGUCUUUGUGAAAGAUCAUUGUUUUUUAUGGGUGCCUACAACCAUGAGGUCGCUGACAUCCAUGACAACCCAAAAUUUGGAGUUUUGAUGUCUUUUUUUCUUCUUCUUCUUCUUCUUCUCUUUGUUUAUUUAUUUAUUUAUUUUUGAGAUCUUAAACUGAAGGGCUGUAAAAUUGCAGAUCUGUUUAUAAGAAUAUACAGAUCUGCAAAAAUUACAUUUUAGAUAAAAUUGGCCUCUGUAAAAUUGCAGAUAUCUUCAUGCCAUGAACCUGGGUUGCCAGCAUUGGAGCUGGGUUCGCACAGUUGCAAGGAAUGUUGGUGAUGAUUGAGGUAGCUCUGUAAAAUCACAGUUCUGUUUUCAGUGGUCUAAACUAUGAGCUACAUAGUCACUCUGAAUCCACAUCACUUGAAUUGCUGGAUGGUGAGGGUCGCAUUUGACCAUGCUACUGUCAUUUACAUCGAGAUUGUAAUUGUAUAGGAUGUAUAUGGUAUUGUGAUUCAUAGAAUUAGAAUUCCACUCUUAGCAAAGAGUACCAGUCUUUUAAACAAUAUAGGUCCUAUAUAUUUUUAUAUUUAUUUAAUAUUUUUUUGCAAUGAAAAAAUGUACUUGGUUGGACUUCCUAGAUUAAAGGACGUCUUUGAAAUCAUAGGUAUGUUCAACCAAAUGCAAUAAUCCCAUUCUAACUUCAACUCAAUUCUUAUUUUGAAUCA